CUGGGUUUACGUAGUGUGUAAUUAUAAAAUCGUGUACUUUCGCGAGUAAACUUUCUGUGUCGCUUUAUGUUCACAAUUGCCUACGUGGAAAACAGGAGUAUCACCGUCGUCACUAAGCAAUUCUUGUUUAACUGAUAUAAAACAAAGAUGAGAAGAGGAAAAUCGGUCUAACACACGAAGGAACUGUGAAUGGAGAAACUCUCGUACAUAUAAGAGAAGAAUCAAACACAAGUUUAGCAAUGUCAAACAUGCACUUGGUAAACAUCAGCAGUAGCAGUAGCAGGAGGGAGAUUGUACGCAUUGCAUUCCCAACAUUGGUGCAUUAAAAUAAAUGCAGAGCCCGCCAAAAAUAAUAGGGUUACUGGGUUCUCUGUGUCACCUUUAGCUUUAAAGCCUACUUAUUUCAAAUCCUUCGUCUUCUUCUAUUUCUUCCUCUCAUUUGUAUAUUCCACAGCUACAGCAACAACAACAAGAUGCUUCGAUCGAAUCAGCAACAGCCUUCAGAAUAUAAAGUCGUCAUCGCCUACGAUUUCGGUACAACCUAUUCCGGAGCAGCGUAUGCGUUUACACAUUCCACGCCUACAGAAGUGUUUGACAUUCAGAAAUGGCCUCAUAAAGCUGGUAAUUUUUUCCCAAAGGUGCCCACUUUGUCUGUCUAUCCACGUCAAGAACCAGCAUCACUAGAGCAACAACAACAACAACGACGACGACCGAAAUUGUCAGAAUGGGGGCAUGGCGCCAAGAAGGCGAUGCUCAAACCACACGCUGCCAAGCAAAAUGUACUUCUUUCUCACUUUAAACUCCACCUGGAUGACUCCCUGCACAGACCACCGCUUGAAAAUGGCUUGACACCCGUUCAAGCCGUUGCAGAUUACUUGGCAGCGCUACACCAGCAUACGGUACAAGAAUUAACGCGUGGCUUUGCCAAGAACUACCAUCCAGAUACGUUCAGGUACUGUCUGACUGUCCCUGCAUUAUGGUCUGACCGGGCCAAGCAUAUGAUGCGUCAAGCUGCCAUCCAGGCUGGAUUGAUUGCUCCGUCCGAUCCAUCCGACCGACUCGUGCUUAUUUCAGAGCCAGAGGCUGCCGCAUUGUACUGUGAGGAAACCAUGGCGGAUCAGGUUCAGUUACAAGACAAUGAUCGGAUCAUGGUGUGCGACGCUGGCGGUGGCACGGUCGAUUUAAUAGUGUUUCAGGUCAACUUUUCAUCAUCACCGUCAUCCACUGAAGAAGGAGAUGGUGAUGAAACUACUAGUGUCCGCAAAAAGCGACAACUUAAAGAAGUGACGAAGGGCAUGGGCGAAAGUUGCGGCAGUGUGUUCCUGGAUGACAAAUAUCAUGAUUUGUUGGAGGCAAAAUUGGGCACGCAUGUCAUGAGCAAGAUCCAGCCACGCGAAAUGAACGAUCUGAUGGAUCAGUUUAUCGAUAGCAUCAAACCCGAGUUUGAUGGUAUCGAUGAUCAUUAUGUCACCUUGCCGCGAUCCGUGGAACUAGAGGAUUUACCGGCAAGUCUUCGUGAUUAUGAUGACGGUUCUUUGGAUGAAGGUACGAUUAAAUUGUCAGCGGACGAACUUAAACAGCAAGUGUUUGAUCCAAUCAUUGACAAAGUGUUGUCACUUAUUGAACAUCAAUACCAACAAAUCCCGGAUGGCCAAUUAAACUAUCUUUUCCUUGUGGGUGGAUUUGGCUCGUCGAAUUACUUAUACCAAAGAAUCCAGCAAGUUUUCCAAGACACCAAGGUAAAUCAGAUCGUAUGUCCGGCAGAACGCGCGGCUCUGGCCGUUGUUCGAGGCGCAGCCUAUUAUGGGAUCCAUCCACAAGUCGUCGUUUCGCGAGUGUCAAGACGUACAUACGGCAUCAACGCAGGCUUGCCUUUUGACGAUGAGAUAGAUCCUCCUUCAACACGGAUCGUACGACCUGAUGGCAGUGUGCGAUGCACAUCACGGUUUUUGAUGUUUGUCAAGAAGAACGACGUGCUUCCUGUCGACCAUUGCAUACGAGAGCAAAUGUAUGUGUACUAUGGAACACUGAAGCACACCGAUAUCAUGCUUUAUGCGACAGAGAAUGAUACGGUGCCACGGUAUUACGAUGAGCCAGGCGUACGUCACGUUGCAGCCAUAUCCGUGCCGAUCCCUGAUAUGCCCGGUGUCAUGAUUGGCGAACGGAUUGCAUACAGCGUCAGGUAAACCCAAUUCGCUCCAUUGUCUUUUUUUCCGCAAACUCAAAAGUUCUUUCCCUUUAUACGUGUAGAAUGUACUUUGGCACGACGGAGAUUCGAAUGGAGGCCGAUUUUGGCACAGGCCAAAAAUACAAUGUGUAUUGCGACUUUGAUGCAGCAGAUAAAUACCAAGUAAAAUAAUAGCCAUGGUCGAUCGACGAAAAACGUAUCAAGAGGGAAUGGGGUCCCCAUGCACACACACGUAUCCUUUGUUUUUGUUUUUAUUGAUUUUGUACAUUUGUUUUUUUGCUUUCUUUCUUACCACUCUGAUAUAUUAAAUUGACAUGCGGGGAUUCUCGAAGAUCCAGAAUGAGUUAGACGGACUUGAAUGGUUCCCCCCAGAUUACCUAGUACCUGUCAAAUUUAUAAAGAAAAAAAGAGGAGAGAGGGGAGAGAGGGCUGUGUGUAGCAAAGAUAUAGCAGUAGUAGCAGUAGCAGCUGAACAGCUUAGAAUAACAAUCAC
Molecule: messenger RNA, 2681 nt
Organism: Zychaea mexicana
Lineage: Eukaryota; Fungi; Mucoromycota; Mucoromycetes; Mucorales; Lichtheimiaceae
Exons: 4
Coding region: 474-2186 (570 amino acids)
Source: RefSeq, a predicted model, not a curated record